CGGAGGACCUGGGAGAGGGGCCGGCUCCCACCCCUGAGUCCCCAGGGACCCUGCUGCUUGCCGGGGCCGUGGGCGCAAAUGUCGUUCUCUCCCUGCCUUCUUCCCGCCGCCCCCUGGGGGUUUGAUUCAGGAUUUGUUCCUAGUAUCCAAAGCUUUGAUAAGAAACUUACAGAGGCUGAUGCUUGCCUACAAAUCUUGAUAGAACAGUUAAAGCUUUUUGAUGACAAACUUCAAAACUGCAAAGAUGAUGAACAGAGAAAGAAAACUGCAACCCUCAAAAAGACAACAAAUAGCAUGGUAGAAUCAAUUAAACACUGCAUUGUGUUGCUGCAGAUCGCUAAAAGUACUAUUAAUCCUGUAGAUGCAAUAUAUCAACCUAGUCCCUUGGAACGUGUGAUCAACACAAUGCCUUCCCAGACUGUCUUACCUCCAGAACCUGCUCAGUUGUGUAAGUCAGAGCAGCAUCCAUCUCCUCUACCAGUUGGACCUGUAUUAGCUACCUUGGGACAUCAUCAGACUCCAACACCAAAUAGUACAGGCAGUGGGCACUCACCACCUAGAAGCAGUCUAACUUCUCCAAGCCAUGUCAACUUGUCUCCAAACACAGUCCCAGAGUUCUCUUAUUCUAGCAGUGAAGAUGAAUUCUAUGAUGCGGAUGAAUUCCAUCAGAGUGGCUCAUCCCCACAGCCCUUAAUAGAUUCCUCUGGAUCUGCCUCAGUCUUGACACACAGCAGCUUAGGGAAUAGUCUAAAGUGCCCAGAUACCACGGAAUCACUUAAAUCUUCCAUGUCCAAUGGAACAAGUGACGCUGAACUUUUCGAUUCACAUGAUGAGAGAGAUGAUGAAGGGGAGGCAGGGUCGGUGGAAGAGCACAAGAGUGUUAUCAUGCAUCUGUUGUCACAGGUUAGGCUUGGAAUGGAUCUUACUGAGGUAGUUCUUCCAACAUUUACUCUUGAAAGAAGAUCUCUUUUAGAAAUGUAUGCAGACUUUUUUGCACAUCCGGACCUGUUUGUGAGUAUUAGUGACCAGAAGGAUGCCAGGGACCAAACGGUUCAGGCUGUAAAAUGGUACCUUGAUGAACAUUACAUUCUCACAUUCCGCAAUGGUUAUGGACGGUCUAUCCUCACAGUGCCCUGCGUGGAACUAGGUGGAGAAUGCAAUAUUAAUUGUUCCAAAACUGGCUAUAGUACCAAUAUCGUCUUCCACACUAAACCUUUCUAUGGGGGCAAGAAGCACAGAAUUACUGCUGAGAUUCUUUCUCCAAACGACAAGAAAUCUUUCUGCUCAAUUGAAGGGGAAUGGAAUUGUGUAAUGUAUGCAAAAUACUCAACAGGGGAAAAUGUAGUUUUUAUAGAUACCAAGAAGUUGCCUAUAAUCAAGAAGAAAGUGAGGAAGUUGGAAGAUCAGAAUGAGUAUGAAUCCCGCUGCCUUUGGAAGGAUGUCACUUUCAACUUAAAAAUCAGAGACAUUGAUGGAGCAACUGAAGUCAAGCACAGACUUGAAGAAAGACAAAGAGCAGAAGCCCGAGAAAGGAAACAUAGGAAAUUCAAUGGGAGCAGGUUAUUUCAUGAAGAUGGAGAAUGCGGUGUUUAUGAUGAACCAUUACUGAAACGUCUCGGUGCUGCCCAGCAUUAG
Molecule: messenger RNA, 1635 nt
Organism: Balaenoptera acutorostrata (minke whale)
Lineage: Eukaryota; Metazoa; Chordata; Mammalia; Artiodactyla; Balaenopteridae
Product: oxysterol-binding protein-related protein 9-like
Cellular component (GO): cytosol; membrane; intracellular membrane-bounded organelle
Molecular function (GO): sterol binding
Source: RefSeq, a predicted model, not a curated record